AGAGGAGGGGUAGUGAAAUCAGAAAUGUUGCAAACACCCCUUCUGCUCAUUGCAACCCAAUGCACGGUAUUGCGAAAGAUGCCGCUUUUGAGAGGGUGCUGGGGGUGGGAGGGAAGAGUCCAAAUGCCUUUACCUUUCAACUUGCGGCGUUCCUGAAAUAAACAGAAAUGGCAAUUUUUCUUCUUGGUGUAGCUGUGAAGAGAAAGGAAACCCGACACGCAGGCCUCGUUUUCUGCGUGUAAAAUGUGUGUGUUCUUUAAAAGGCAGUGGUUGGCUGCUUUCCGGACAUGAUGUGGUUGAAGCUGUCAUCGUAAUGGAAAUUCAUUGCUGUAGCUAUGGUAAAUCGAGUUUUCUGCCUGUGCUGAAUGCAUUAGUCUAAUGAGAUGUUUGCAGCUGGAGAGCUGAGCUGCUGGAGACUUGCACUGUGCUAAGAGACAGGGAGAAGAUGGCUUUUGCCAGGGUCUGUGUGACUGUGCUGAAAGUCCUCUGCCCUUUGGGUCCCAGUGCCCGGGCUCUCUAAAGACACUGCUUAGUGUUUUAACCUAAGCAAUAGGUGUUUUAAAGGUAACUUUGAGAGAAGACAGAUCACGGGAAUGAAAUGUGUGCAGGUGCCUGGCUAGCCCUGCCGGUGCCUCCCUAGCUCCCCAAGCCCAGACGCCACCCCAGCCCGCAGCCCACCGCCUGCUGACAGAGGGUGAAGCCCGGCGUGGUUCACCCCGGGGCAGAUGAGCCACCUGCCGUGCCUGCCCGCCAGCCUGGCCCCAGGGGAGAUGCAGUCCCCCCGAAUGGCGGGGAGAAAGCGAGGGCGGCCCCCACUCCAGCCAGCACCCAUCAAAGUGGCUGUUCACAACCUCUACUCUGCACCGGCCGCUGCUUUGCCAGUCGUGAAGAUCCCAAAGAAGAGAGGGAGGAAGCCUGGGUACAAGCUGAAGUCUCGUGUCCUGAUGACUCCCUUAGCAGUCUCUCCACCGAGAAGCACACCAGAGCCUGAUAUUAGUUCAAUCCCUCAGGAUGCAGCUACGAUACCCAACUCGGCCACCCCACAGGCUCUCACAGUCUGCAUUUAUGUCAACAAACAAGCAAACCUGGGGCCGUACCUUGACAGAAAAAAAGUGCAGCAGCUCCCAGAGCACUUUGGGCCAGAGAGACCAUCCGCAGCCCUGCAGCAGGCUGUGCAGGCCUGCAUCGACUGCGCGCUCCAGCAAAAGGUGGUCUUCUCACUCAUCAAGCAAGGCUAUGGAGGAGAGAUGGUGUCAGUUUCAGCUUCUUUUGAGGGGAAGCAGCAUCUCAUGAACGUGUUGGUAGUGAACAGCAUCGGGUAUGUCCUGCGCUUCCUGAAGAAGCUCUGUCGCAGCCUCUUGUGUGACAAUCUCUUCAGCAACCAGCCUUUCCAGCAAUACAACGCCGUGUCGGAAAGCCCAGAGGUGUAUGAGAACAGACGGGUGGAGGCAGAAACAUUCACACCUGAGGACUACGUGGCUGAUCCUGCAAAUAUGAAGCGGUAUAGCAUGGAUCCUGCUGAUUCUGCCUUCAGUUGCAUGGGCUCCAUGUAUUCCUUGCGGCAGAGUCCUGCAGAUGGACGUCCUGCUGGAGGCUCUUCUUCCUCCUGUAGCCAUCGUCCUGCCCAGAUGUCUUCAGGGGGGUCCUCAUCUACUGGCCUGCAUCAUCAAACCUCCAGCCCAACAAGGAAUGGGACCUAUCUUGAAGGAAACAGAAGUGCCUCAAGUCCUUCACCAGAACAGCAAGACACGACUCGGCCAUCAAGCAAGAAUCCUUUGACCUGGACGGUGGAUGACGUGGUUUGGUUUGUGAAGGAUGCAGACCCUCAUGCUUUAGGUCCCCAUGUGGAGCUCUUCAGAAAACACGAGAUUGAUGGCAAUGCUUUGUUGCUGCUGAAAAGUGACAUGAUCAUGAAAUACCUGGGGCUGAAACUAGGACCUGCACUGAAACUGUGUUACCACAUUGAUAAGCUCAAGCAAGCCAAGUUCUAAGAAUUUCUUGAACAACAACAGAAUAUGACCUAAAUCUAGAUGGAAAACAAAAGGUAACAUGUUGCCUUACAGAAAUGCAUUAAUUUGCAGAUUGCUUUUCCUUCUUUUUUAACAAAGACUUUGUCUUUUUUAACAUUUGUGCAUUGUCACCUUUUUUUAAUCCAAUGGGGUCUUUUGGGAUGCUUUGUGUUAAUAAUUUGCCAAAAAGUAUAUAAUUACAAUAAUUAUUUUGUAUCAUUAAUAUUAUUAUGAUUAUAGUAAGUCCUAUUUUUGUAAUCAGAAGUGGAAAAUCAAAACCAAACACAGCUACGGCAUACACUGAGGACUGCUGGAAGACUAACCAAGGGUCCUUCACUUGCCAUGGGCCCAUCUUGGAGGAGUAACUGCUGACCCACAUCAGCUGGGCUCCAGCUCCACCACCGAUGCUCAAGGCUGGGAAAGCGCAGCGUUUGUUCACUUACUGUCUGAUGGGAACUUCCCCAUGUCUUGCACGAUCUGGAAAACUUGAAAUCCUCGCUUAAGAAAAAAAAAAAAAAGUUAAAAAAAGAAAAAGAAAGAAAAGAAAAUAGGGGGAAAAAGAGGGGGUUUGCUGCUAAAGUACUUUUUCCCACUAGAGGGAGCAGCCCUAAUAGACUUGAGGCUGGCGCUCUGAUACCAUGGUGCUUUCUGUCUUAUGAGCUUUGACCAUGCCGACUCUGCUAUCGAGCACAUCCGUAAAUACCAACAAGGAAUCGCAGGCUCCCAGCAGGAUAAGCCCGUCACCGCUUACAGAUAAUUAAUUCAAGGAAAACCCAAAUGCAGAGAGUGUUUCUGACAGGAUGUUUCCCAUUACGCUGAAGAGGGGGUGGAUGGCUCCCACGGUGUCUGGCACGCUCAGCUGUCGGCUCCCUUCCCUGAGCCGUUCCUCUCUGGUGUACAGUUUGUGGCACUCUAAGAAAAAGCAGAUUUUCUGGGUUUGGUUCUCUUUGCAUUUUAAAAAGCUAGGGAGCUGGGUGGGGGCAUUCCCGGUGAGGAGCAGCAAUGCAGGGCACAUCUCUGCACUUUGCGGCAAUGGUCAGGUCCAGGGUGGAUGCUGUAGGGCUGGUUUCCGCUUGCGCUGUGGCUUUCAGCAUGCAGCAGAUGUGCCGGGCUUUCCUUCCCAAGUGGAUCAAAAAUAAUGGUCUUACUCAAAUCUUAAAGGUACUCACUGAUAUUCCAUGUAGCCAAGGGGAAGAAGACAUGUCUCAGGCUGAGGAAAUAAUCGGCGGCAUAGGUAUGCCCUCUUUUUAUCCUUCCAAAGGAGGACUACAAAGGGACACAUCCAUACAGUUUAAAACCUUAGUGUGUGGCAAGGAGAGGUAGCAAGUAUUUGCGAGACGUGCAGGUUAUUUUAGAGCUAGCCUCAAUAGAAUUGAGAAGUGGGGUCCUGAUAAUAUGCAGGACGUCAUACUGUCCAACCCUGUUUAUGUAGAACAGACUGUUGCCAAAAAUACCUCAUGGAAUAAAAUUCAACUUGAUGCAUGUUUCUAGGGUAGAACUCCUACAGAAAGGUAACUGUUCAAGGCCUAAUCCUGAAAAUCCUUCAUAUGAGAAACCAUAUUCCACAAGACUUUCACUAAACACUCGGGGACUACUCCCACAAAUUAAAAAAGUUGUCUGCAUAUGUUCGCAGGAUUGGAUCUCUACAGGACUGACCAGCUUUCAGCAAAUCCUGUUGGCACGCUGAAGCAACCUUAACAGGAAUAUCUGAACAAGUGUAUUAAAUGAAAAGUUGUAUCCUAUCAAGUGAUGAAAUAUACCGAACUGUAAUUGUGCUGAUGCUUGGAACGUAACACCCUUGUGUCUGUGGUGUAAAGAAUGGAAAUCUGUUCAGUUUUUUGUCUGAGGCAGAGGCAUCUUCACAUCAACAUCAAACCUGUACAGUACAUUUUUCACUCUUACACUUUUUAAAAAAAGGUUUUUAUUCCCCACAAAAAUCCCCAAAAUAUGUACAAAUCUUGCUGUAUUAGUAAUAUCACCUGCAGAGAGUCCUCAAACAAUCUUUUUCUUUGCUUGCCCCCCCCAUAAUUUUGAACUCAGUUAACCUCUCCUUUUUUAAAAGAGGUUAUUUUAAUUCCUCCACUUAAAAACCCACCUUCCUGUAGCAUAUCAAUAGCCAAAUCUGGUUAGACUUCAUCAGAUGGCUUCAAUGCUGGAAAAUCCCACUUUGUCAAAAUCAAAACUCUUCAUAAAAGCAUGUCACUUUCUAACGUAAAAUUCUAUUUAACUGAAACUACAGCUUUUGGUAAUGUCAAAACAUCAUUUUGACAUUUUGGAAAUGGAACAUUUUUGUUCCAAGAAGAUUUUUGCAUUUUAUUGUAUUUUCCCAGAGAAUCUGUAACCUCACAUUUUGUUCUGAGAGUGGGAAAAAAACCAACCCAGAACUACAGAGUUUCCUGAGCAAGAAUCCUUCCCAUUCAGUUCAGAGCCUCACCCCUUCCCUCCACCUCCCCGUACUCUGGGCAUUACAGCUGAGAGGGCUGAUAAUAUGAAUGCAGUAUUUAUAGACCCUGUGGUGGCAAUGAUGUUCAUACAUUUAAUAUGCUGAAAUAGUUUCCAUGUAUGUGUAUCUGACGUAUGCAGUCAGUGGUGCUAUCUCAUUUGAUAUAACACUUGCAGGUACGACAGGACUGUCCAGGCCAGAUUGGGACUUGAUGAUGUUAAAGGUAUUUUCCAACCUAGUUGAUUCUACGAUUCUAUAUUUAAUGUUCUGUUUUUUACAGGGGAGGCAGUUAGUGGACUCAUUUUACAUGUAAGUAAUGCUCAUAACAAAAAUUCCUCACUGGAUGGUUUUGUUUUCUUUUUGGUUUUUUCACUGAAAGGCAAUUAGGAUGCAAACAUUACUGCAGGAAUAUUGCAAUUGUAACUAAUAUUUCUUUUUCAGUUCUUGUCAGUGAGGGUAGUUAAGCAGCUCUGCUGUGCCGAGGGCGUCAGGCCAUUUCCUCAGAAUAAGCACUAAAGAGCCAGAACGUGCAUGUCAGCUGCUUCUCCAUUAGCUGCUGCUUUAGACAUUGCUUAUACAAAUUACUUCACUUGCUAUUCCAUUCGUAGCUCUCUCAGCUCUCUCGCUUCACAUUGCAGCCAACCCAGUUGUAUUUUUGAACUGUUCCCAGCAGGUGGGUAGAUGUGCAUACCCUUAAAAGCUAUCUAUACAUGUGCUUCUUUUCUACUCAGCACUCAUAGCUCACUGAAAAGGCACUCUGGUUGCUUCAGGCGGAUUCAAUACUUUGUGAGCGUUCACUUACAAAAAAAAAGCAAGCAGGCAAAGUCCAAGGAUUUGGGGAGAGCUCUUCCCUUCCAUGAGUGAUGGUUACAGAGCAUCAGGAGCACAGAGGCAGUGGUCCAGGCAGACCAUCUUCUUGAAUCUACUGUGGCUGACCAGCUCAGCUUCUAUCACAGGCCAGCCAUGCCACCUUCCACCCACCUGCUGUCACGUCCUCUUCUCUUGCACCAAGAAAUGCCUCCUUCCCCAGCCAGACCUCAUUGAGUUUCAAGAAAUGCCUCUGGGAAUGCCUCUAUAACUCCAAGCCCACUGUCUUGCUCGGCAGGCUGAGGAGUGUGGCGGCCUUUGCAGCGUUAGCAGCUUCUCUCCACAUGAUUAAUGCAGGCAGGCACUCUUGGGACUGGCAUGUAAAGCAUCACUCUGGGCUGUUAUUGCCCUUAAACUGAUCACUGAAUUUCUAUGGGUUGUCAGCAGUCUUCAUGAGUUACACUUCUUUCCUUCUUAAAGAAAGAAUGUCUGUGAGAGAUUAAGUAGAACAUUAUCAGCAAAACCAGCAAUAAUCAGCAAAAUAAUAAGAAAAGGGCUAAUGAAGUUUUGGCAUGAAAAGAUGUCUCUGUUGGAUUAGUGGCAGGAGCACAUACCAUCCUCUGGUUCAACCAGCAUUGCUUGGGCAAGGCAGGAUGAAAGGACAGCAUGGAAGCAGGUGUACAAAUUUAGAGAGGGAGCAGCUCCAAAGCCUGGCCCCAACUCCAGCAGCCACAGACGGCCUUUCCUCCAGCCCUGGCACAGCCACCCCACGGCCCCUUCCUGCCCAUGAGGUGCAGCAUCCUUCCCUUCCUGGCUGAGCCAUCUGGGGGGCUAAGCAAGCUCAGGCAGGAAUGUGUCAGCUCUUAUCUUCCCCAAACAUACACUAAACUCUUUAGUUAAUUAGUUAGUGCCUUCUUUUUUUCCCCUCCUCCUGUGUCUCUCUGUCUUUUCCUUUCAAUGGCUUCUAUUUGGAAAAAGACAUCAGGAACCUGUGGGUGACCCCUCCAGCUCACCACAUGGAGGAGCAUCUCCAGGAUCAGAUAUCCACCAGAAUGCAACUGGUCCUGGCUUGUCACUGGGGAGGGAGGCAAGAAUUAAAUGUCCCCAUCUUAUUAAUUAAAAUUAAAUGCUUUAUAGGCACUCCUCCUCUCUGAACUGCAGCCUCUCUCCCAGGAGGGAAGGCAUCUCCCAAUCAGGCCUGGUUGCUUGGCUCUUCCCCAUGUGGCAAGGACGAAGGCAGAGGAGAUGCCCAGAGGAGGUGCCCAAAUGGGCUGGUCCAGCAGGCCGGCAGGUAUGGUGGGACCAAAACCAGCCACUGCCCUGGUUUGAAACUGGUUUGGCUACAGAGAGGCGUUGUGCCCAGGGUUUUGGUCCAGGGGAUUUUGCUUUCAGUUAUUUAUGAGUCACACCCCGGUGUUUCAGAAUGCACAUUCAGUCUGUUGCUGUGCAGAUUUUGACUCCAAAUCCACCCUCUAGAGCCUGCGUUGGGGGAUUUGCUCUGCUGGCAUGGGCUGCUUCCACAUCAAUAGGCUUGGGGUUGCUAGGGAAAUAAGUCAUAAAAAGCACUUUGGGGGCAAAAAUUCAGGGAAAUGGCAGGUCAGCAAGGGCCUCCCUCCCUUUCCAAGCACUUCUGUAUGCAGAACCUUACUGACGUAGCUCCAGAACGGGACCCAUCACUCCCCAUCACUGGUAAUUUGGUCAUGUGGAGCCAUUUCGGUUUUCCUUCUCUCACCAAAAAAUAUGGUCCCAAAUUCACCCACCUUCACCAGAGAAAGCAGGCAAGUUGCUGCACACAUUGCCUCUGAUGCCUUGUAAGAGUUGCAUGCUACUCUCUAAUCCAUGCUCCCUUCAUGGGCAAUUGGAAACUGAUUCCCUUCAAAAUCUAAAAUUUCGCUUGAAAAAGAAUCACUUUUAUUCACUGCCAUGACUUAAAUAUUAUGGAAACAUGUCUGCUAACAAUUUACUUUGUGUAAUUUGCACUAAUGCUAAUAAGCAACAGCUGCAACACUUCCUGUUGUAAAUUCUAUUGUGGUUGCAGUGGUAUUAUCACAUCUGUACUUCGCAAAUCUGAUAGACUCUAGCAGAACUCGCUCAUUCCGGCCCCAGCUCCGGCAAAUCCCCGUGCCUCAGAAGUACAGCUAUGAAAACGUGGAUUUACAGUUUCUGCCUCCCUUCGCUCCCAGAGCCUCUGCUCCCCACCAGGUGCCUGGAGCUAGAGGGGUGGGUGGGGAUGUGGUAGCCUGGAGGUCAGCCCAUGCGUGCACAGUGUGGUUGGAGAGCAUUGCUUUCAACAGAGACAUCACUGACUGGUCAGGUUUACUGCAGUUCAAGCAGACGGGUUUCAGUCAGAGGCUAAGUGCAGGAGAAAUGUGAUUUAUUAAAGAAAAAGAAAGAAAUAUGAGUGUGCAAUACAUUGCCACCAUAAGACUUCAGCUGAAACCCAAGAAUCUUUCAACUGUAAUCUAAAGAAAAAUGUUCCCCUCACUCAAGACGCUAAAUAAAGCAUGUUAGGCCAAACCCAGGUCCCACUGAGGUCUGCCUAUUGAAUUCGUAAGUCCGGGGCUUGGCUCAUAAACCAGGUCAAGCUUCAGCCACAUCCCAUAGUAACUAGAGCCUAACAAGCUAUUUCAUCCUCCCUUACAAAGAGCGGAGACAGCCGCCGCUGGCCAGCCCGCUCUCCCAUGCUCCCAGGAGAGCUGCUAGCUUCCUGGUAGAGAGCUCUUCCAGCUGCACCUCUACCUGAUCCAGACACCUUCUCCAGUUAGCUUUGUGUUUUAGCUACGAGUUUCAUGAAGGGUGAUUUGGGUUUUCCAGUUCGCAGCAAACCAAAGCCCGUGCGCUGAGGAUUUCAGCCGUGCCACUAGUCAGAAACUCGCCCAGAUUCAAACAUGACUUCACUGGGACAUUUCCACAUGUUCCUGAGGCAAAGCCCUAGGUGGAAUUUAAAAACAAAACUUUUCAAGAUCAGUCCCAGUGACCCACAAUUUUUGGCUCCUUCAGCACACACGGCACUUCAUUAUACUUCAAAUGGUUGAGUCUCUUGGUAGUGCCAUAAUCGGACAGGAAUAGCUCACAGGACUUCAGAAGAGACUCCAUCUCUGACUAGAGAGUCUUGUUCCUCUUGGUCUAUGGGCAGCUGCCAGAAAGCAGCAUCUGAGGCUGAACAGAAGAGUGUGUGAGCAUGUAUGCUGCUCGGAGAGGCUUGCUUGGCUGCACAGACAGGCUGUGAAAUGAGUGAAAUAAGAGCAGGGCAGAGCAGCUAGGAAGGCUGGGCUCAAAUAUGGGCAAGUCCCAAGCUUCGCGGGGGUUCUCAUGGAGUUUGUGCCAUGUCUCCGGGAUCAUAUUGAACUUUCCCUGCAUAUGAGCAGUGUGUCUUUAGCACCCAGAGUUCUCCCGUGGUGUUAUACAAAACUGAGAUCAUGCUGCCUUUUUCUUUUUGAACAUGAAAUACAGGCAACAAAUUUCUUAUUGUCAGAGAUCUCUGAAGGAGUGAGGAAUAGGAAAAAACUGAAGUCUAAGCGGUACAGGAAUGAGGACAUUUCAGAGUGCAGUAGUUUCACAGCUUUCAGUGUCUUUCAGCUGAAACAUAGGAAAAGGGGAGAAAAGGAAUUUGGAAUCUCAGUGAAUCCAAGCCAGUGAAAGACCAGUGAUUAAUUUUAUCCCUCGUUUUGAUGGUUUCCUGAUUUGUAAUGUGUUUUAUGGCCCUGAGCAUUUGCUGCAGUGGCAGUAUUGUGAAUUGAUCCACAUGUCCAGGUUCCACUGGAACCAAAUGACUGUCUCUAAAACCUAUCUGUCUUCUUCAUGGCUUUUCUAAUGUGCUGUAGCAUCCACAAGGCUUCUGAUCAGCUUGGUAAGAGUAAUUUUCUUGUGGAACAAAAGCUUCAGAAAGCAGCUAUAGCCAUAGCUGUGUAGCAGGUCAACAUACACUGUGCUUUUCAUUUUAUGCUUGUCAGAAACCUAGUAGUAAAAGAAAGUCUCUUGCUUACAUAGUCUAUAUGUUUUCAAGAAGCCAACCUAACUUCCAGUCUUCCAUUGACCUUGCUGUAAAUUUAGUAGGGUUACUCUACAUUUUUACCAGCGUAAAUGAGAUCAGUAUCUGAUCUACCAUUUGACAACAUUAACAGUUCAAAUACAAGCAUGAUUGGCUGCUGUUGUCAAAACUCAACAUCAGUAUUUGUGUCACAACGACAUGUAGAGAUUGUGUCUGGCGCUGUGCAGGCGUACUAUGAGACACUUGGCUUGCCCUAGAGAGUUGACAACUUGAUAAGCCAAAAGGGACAACCUAAGGAGAAGGGCUUCCUAGAGGCAGACUUCCUUCCCUAUUGCAGAUAAAUGCUGAAAACAGACAAAAAUUGAUGGCAUGAAUUUCCCAGAGCCAUGCAAAGGGAAAAUAGCAGAACACAAAGAAAAAUGAAGCAGAACUUCCAUUGCCUCCUUCCCAACAGUGUUAAACCUGAUCUUUGGUGAAGCCAGGAGUUUGAACCCAGACCUCCUGGUCUGAAUCUAGUGCUAUACUCACAGGACCAUGUGCUCUCACUGUGUUCCAGCCUUUCUCCCUGUGCUGUCCACAUCCGACUUCUCGCACAGGCCUUGCCUACAUCUUCCUUAUGCACCUGAAUUAUAGCACCCAAAUGGGGCUUUAAUAGCCAGUCAGUCCUUCACUCUGCCCUCCUUUUUCUCCAUCUCAGUCCUCCUCUGCUCUCUAGUCCUUUCCUCUGGAACUUCCCACCUCUUUUCCUUCCUAUUCCCCCACUGUGGGAAUAGAGCCUAGUACCAGUUCUGCUGUGGCAAAGACUACCAUGCGCUGACAUCUUUGAAUUAGGUUGUCUGCAUUUUUUUUUACAUACUCUGUAUCUCACACAAAAACCCCCUUCCACUGCUUUCAUUUACCAGCAUGAAAGGCACUUUCUGAGGAUGGUUUUUAACUAGUUGGCUGAUGACUAUUUGCAAUAAAUACCUCAUUGAAAGUUCAGCACUUUUAUGCAGGGUGAAUACAGUUUUCCCCUCUACCUUCCAUCUUCUCCUAUGCUGCCUCUUGAUAUUCAAGCUGCUUAAAUGCUUAUUGGUUUGAACAGUCCCAUUUACACUGCUCACUGCGAUGAAUCCUUGGCUCCCACCCUGUUGCUGAUGGCCACAUGGACCAGGCUUGGUCCUGUGAAUGACACACCAUUAGGCAGGUGUGAGCAUCAAUGUGUGAUGAGCACAGAGCCACCAGCAUCGCUACCCCAGACCUGGAGAAGGUCCAGCUUCAGCUUGCUUUCAGCCAGUAUCAGGAAGUUGGUUGGAAAGAAAGGUUGCCCGUUGCCAGUGAUAGACAACAGAAGGUAGGAACGAGCCAACCAGUUGAGGGAAGAAAAGCAAUGUUGGCAUAGACAAAAUCAGCAGUGAGGUAAGGCCAUGCUUGUAAGUGUUGUAAGAAAAACCGCAUGGCAACUGGCAUUGCAAUAUUUACAGCACCAUCCUUCAUACUGAAAUACAUGCAAUAAAGCAGGGCAGAUUCACACAUGGAUACACAAGUGUGAGUUUAGAGCAAUGGCUGCAGCUUCUGUGGGGCUACUGCAUAUUUCUACCAGUGGGAAUGAGAUCAGAUUUUGGCUCUGGGUCUCUGUUUCCAAACAGUGUGAAGGAUAAAAGCAGAACAGUUUCUAUCCAGCUGGAAAGUGGCAACCUUACAUCAGGCCACAAAAUAGCGCAACUCUUGCUCACACCUUUUUUUUUUCUUUCUAAUGCUGCUCUGAGCUCUCUUCCAACUCCUCAGCAUCAGCUUCCAAGGCUAGUGAAGCAUGGACAGGGAUUUUUUUGAUGUAUGUGCAGCUAUCAGUUUUUCUAUUGCUAAUUGGGCUCAAACUGUGUUAGCUUUGAUUUUUAAUGUUCUGUAAUUUGCUACAUAAGCCUCAGUUUCUGCAGCAGCUGUAUAAGCAGGGCUGCUUUCAUCAUAUCCUGCAGCUAUUUUGCAAUCUUGGGCUUUUUUAUAUAACUACCAUAUACUAUUCUUGCCUUCCCUGAAAAGUGAAUGACAUCUCUUCCCCAGUACUGUACAACCUGAGGAAUGUACAUUUUGUAAGGGACAUCAGAUAUCAAGUUAGUGAAUUUUUUUCAAGCAAAACCUGCUAGAGAGAAGAAAAAUGAACAUACAAUUUGAUUACAAUCAAGUGUUCAAGCUAACACUUUCAUUCCAUCACUCCCAAAUUUUUUACAGCCUAUACCACUUACUACUGAUAGACACAACAUCUCCACACCUCACAUCAUCAGAAGAACACAUUUGCAACUGCUCUCAUCCAGAUCCCACAGCAGCUAACAGAAGCCUGUCCAGCACAAGACAUGGGUUUCUCCUCUGUGGCUGCUCUCAAAACAUAGAAAUCAGCUCACAUACACUAGCUCACCAAGCCUCCUUCACCUGCCUGCAUGCAUAAUAAAAACAGGAUGUAAAUAAUGAGAUUUCCUUUUUUAAUAAAAAUGUGUUGUCAUGGUGAGAUUCAGGGUUUGAAUGAUGCUGACUUCAGUCUUAGGUCUUGUGACUCGAUAUGAGGUGUAUAUAAGGCUGGUGUAUUUUGAAAGUCCUUGGCUCAGACUAUCCCACUUGUUCUCACCAUUCUGCCUGGUUUUACUCCAGCCAGCGCUGCUACACUGGUGUCACCAUGCUCCUACUCUCUUCUUGACGGCAAGAGACAGUUGUGUUUAUUUCACUAUCAGUAUAAUACUGUUAAUUCAGCCCCGUGGGCUGCAACACAGGUGAUGCUGCCUGAGUGCCCCCCUGGAAAGAAAAGGCUGUGUCAACUCCCCUCAGUGCACCCACCAUUGCUUUCCAGGGUGUUUCAAUCACAUCCUGCUGUGUAAACCUUCCUAGGCUUCUUUUCUGAUGCUGAUAUAAAUCUAGACCAUUGCCACCAAUGUCAGCGAGAUGAUACCGAUGUCACACUCACUGGUGAGAGAACAGUCAGGAUUUCUGUAUCCAUCUUUUACACAUCUUUGCCUUAGCACUGUUUUGGUUUGCUUUCUUUUGAUGAGAGAGGAACAAAAAAGCAUCUUACCCUGUGACCAUCUCAAGGUCCCAAUGCAGCAAUGUAGUUCUGUGCCAUUUGAUGCCAAGCCUGAACCUUUGUGUCACUGCCAUGAGUCUCGAGCUUUGUUUCAAGUUGACCGCUCAAUGUGCUUUUCUGAAUCUAAGUAAUUUCUAAUUCUGUGAAGCCUGAGUAAUUCUUUCACUUAAUGUUCAUUCUGCUCUCCAUUCAUUUUACUUAGCACCAUAUUUUAGCAUUAUUUUAUUUUUCUAUGAUAUUGUCAGGAAGCGAUACACAAUAUGGGUUGCUUAGAUGCCUACAUGGGCUUAGAUGCUUACGACUUUUCUUAAUGUAAGCCUUCUCCAUUUUCAACCAAGAAUUCUUACUAAAGAUGACAUAUAGGAUAUGUUAUUAAUUAUGCCAGGAUUACCAUAUGAUGCUAACAAUAAUCAGGUACAAGACAUCUGUCCCUUAGUUCCACCUAUUGGAAAAGCAAAUCCUUUAAUACUUUGCCAUUCCUCAGCUAUCGAAACCUCCCCUAAUAAAUCAUCUCCAACAGUGAACAUUGCAUUAUAUUGAAUAGUUUUGUGUUCACUUUGCAAAUACGCAAACAAGGGAGAGCUCAGGUAAAAUGAAUGUGGAACUUACAGUGAGAAUAACAUGCGAAUAAAAUGCCUGGAGUCCCAGGAGCAGCACGAUUAUGACAAACAGCAUAUUAGUACUGCUCUCACCCUGCCUCGGAGGGUUUUAUUGAAGUGAUCUGUCUUCAGCUAUGGAGGUGUAUGCCUUUCUAUGUGUACAUACACACAGGCCUGAUGUAUGUACACAGAUAUGCACCUGCCUACCAUAUGUACACUUCAUACAUAUUCAUGCAUCCAAACAAAAUAAUAACUGUCAAUUUAGCAUGUUCUGUAUGGGUGGGUCCAACAUAUUCAUCCUAAAUAUGUACAGUGUUUCAAUGCACAUGCAACCAUUUAACAAAUAUAGUGUCAAACUGUGAUUCCAUUUUUAUUUCUCCAGACAUUGUUUUUUAUCAUUUGCAACUUAUUCCUUCCAGUGGAUUCUCUGUCACUACUUAGAGGCAUGUUUUAAUGUAUAGCUGUAUAUUGACUGUUCUGUGUGCUGUAGGCUACUGUUUGCAUCUUAACUAAGCUGAGUAUUACUGGUUUAAAUGUUCUUAGUUUUGUACAACAGACUUUUCCUUGGGUUUCACAAUUUGAUGCAGUAUGUUUAAGAAUGUAGUAUAGAGGGGGACCGGCUGUGAUAAAGUAAGGUCCCAAACCUUCAGAUUUAUGUUUCAUAGAAAAAGACAGUACUUUCUUUUACUAUCGCAAAAUUAUUUCUGUAUUUUUAAUAAAGAAUUGCAUUUACUUGGUUCUAUGUAUGUUUUAUCUAAUAAACUGUAUUUUUUAAA
Strigops habroptila (Kakapo) is the source of this 13674-nucleotide messenger RNA. It is a transcript of the gene SCML4, whose product is annotated as Scm polycomb group protein like 4. The coding region runs from base 726 to 1991 and encodes 421 amino acids. Lineage: Eukaryota; Metazoa; Chordata; Aves; Psittaciformes; Psittacidae. The record is from RefSeq and is a predicted model, not a curated record. The transcript is spliced from 9 exons. Gene Ontology annotation, molecular function: protein binding.